AUGGGGUUUUACCUUGUUUUAUUAUUAUUAUGCUGGCAGAGCAUUGGAGGAAAAUGCGUAGAAAAUACAUCCGUCGAAUCUUUAUUUGAUCGAGUAUCUGUACCAACAAAAUUCCUCGACGAUUUUUUUCAAACGCAUGAAAAAACAUCCUCGAACAAAUCAAUCUCUGAAAAAUUUCUUGAAAGUUCUACGAUUCAUUAUCAAAAUUCAAACGGUUUUAUACCUUUGAUCUCAAGGCCUUAUGCAUUUAAGGAGGAUAAUAAAAAUUUUACUACAAAGUCUGAUGAUAAAAUACGUGAAGAAAAAGUCGGGCAGCAAGAAUUAGUAGAUAAAAAAUUGACAUUUUUUAAUGGAGAUGAAACAAAUACAAAUGACAAUCGUCGAUCAUAUCAUACUAACGAAAACCAAGAUGAUUUCGAACCACUAAAAGUUAAUAAUGGAACUCCAAUAAUUGCUAACUAUGAUACAUUCUAUGAUCAAUCAAAAGAAUCAUCAAAACCAGAUACUACAUAUUAUGAUGACAGUAUUAGGAAGCCUCUUAAAAGCAGAGAAAAAGGAAGAGGGAAAAAGACCUAUUUAGGAAAUUAUGAUUCACGCAAUGAAGAUGAUCAGUAUUCUUAUAGUGAUGUCACUGUAGAACAGAAAAAAAAUACCUUUCAGUAUGAAAGAUCAAAUAAUGGCUACAAACAAACUAAUAUUGAAAACUAUAGUCCAAAGUCAUUGUUACCACAAACAAACUACGCAUCUAUGUCGACACCAAAAUUAAAACCAAGACAAACGUUAGAAACGGUGGAUAAUGAGAAAAAAUUUAAAAGUCCCAUAAUUACUGAGCCAAGUGAAUACAAAGUAAAUGACAAAUUUAUUGGUCAACCGUAUAAGAGUGUUGUUUCAACUUUUAGUCCCCAAAGCGAUAAAAAGUAUGAAAUUUACCCGCUUAACUCUGAAUAUGGGACAUUGGAUAAUUUGACACCAACAGAAGGUAACAACAGAAACUACGAUUCAGCUGAUUCAAGAGAUUUCUCCGAUGAGUAUGACGAUUACAUGGGUGAAAAAGAAAGAUCACAACGUGUAAAAAAGAAUAAAAGACGACCCCAUCAUUUCGACUCAUCCAGAAAGUUGCCUAAAGAGCACAGAGAAAGUUACGAUAACUCUUAUGAUGAUACUGGAUACAAGCAUACAAGUUCUAGAUCGAAAUCACGUUACCAACCAAAAUCAAAACCAGUGAAAGUAGUAACUGAAUACAACUAUAAUAGCGAUACAGAUGACUCCGAAGAGCAAUCAAGUCAUUCGAAUAGUCAGCAUAAUGAAGGGUUUUGGAAUCAAAUAACUCCUAAUGUAGAGGUGUCGCAUUCGAAUGGCUAUGAAAUAAAUCAAAUUGAAAAGCCGAAACUCCAUAUUGUUCCUGUAAAUAUUGUCCCCACUUUUGAUCAUGCGACAGCCCUGGACAAUAGUCAAGGUUUUGAUAUCACUAAUGCAAUGUUUACUGGUUUCGUCGAUGGCUCAGUAGUAAGCACUGCUGCUCCAUUAGUAAGUUCUACACCAAGUUAUAUCAGUGAAAAUUUGGUUUCAUCUAGUACCAUAAAACCAAAACUAAAAGUAUCAACGGCUGUACCUGAUGUGAUUGUUGGUCAAAGUUCAUUUAAUAACCCUAUGCAUGCAAUAUUAAUGCCUAAUAAAUUACAGCAAAACAUGUUGCACCAAUACGUACAAAGUACAAUGUCUCCAGCAGUUUUUGCUGUGACUCCACAAUCCAGCUUCUCAGCGUCUCCAACAAUUACACCUCAGUUACAACAAAUGCUAAAUCAAAUGCAAUUUUUUCCGUACAAUCAACAUUACAUGACAGCACAAACAUCAAAUCAGUUCAACUCAAAUAAUCAGAAUUCUAACUAUAAGGAUACUCCGGAGCAAAAUGUAUACCAGCCUACAAGUAGAUCUACAACUGAAGCCACAAACGUAUAUAAUAACAAGAAAACUAAAGGAAGUGGAGGACAAUAUUUAGCGUCAGCAAGUAUGUCUGUGGACCAAGGGACUCAACGUCACUCGCAUAACAGACAUAACAAAAAGAAAAAUAACCUUAAUAAUGACAGCUCAAAUUACAACACAGAAAAUAAUAAGCAGUUAAAACAAAAUUCUAAUACAUUUUUACAGCCAACGGUUGUUCCAGCCAUUUUACACACCGGCAUUGGUUUGAUAAAUAAUCAAAAUCAACCAUUUCUUCAAAAUCCUCUCAUUGUAGCAAAUCCGCAUCAGACUUCACAACUGUUUAAAGCAACAAAUGAUGCCAUAGAAAAUUCUAUAAAACAAUUGCAGUAUAACCUUUUGGCGAACCGCAAUCAAUUAAAUGCUUAUUCAAAUCUUGACAGUUCAGGAGGUGCAAGCAAUAUCGUCAACUCAAUUAGUAACAUAGCUAAUCUGGGACAGAAAGCUCAAUUACCUCUACUAAGUUCUAAAAAUGUUGAAAUAAUCAACCCUAACCUGAAUUCCAAUGCUUAUGCAAUUAAUCCGAUUCCAGCGGCAAUAGUAACCACCCCAAUACCCAUUUUCACAACAACUGGUUUUUUAUCAACAAAACCUGCCUUUUCAACGACAAGUCCAGAAUCAUCGGGUCCCGAUCGACCAUUUUUCAAUCCAAUUAAUUUUGUACCAAAUUAUGAUCUUGUGAAGAGCCAGUCGAUUUUGAACAAUAACAUUGUGCCAAAUGAUGUAUUGUCACAGAACAAUCUAAACCUAGUGUCUCUAUUACCUGGUGGAAACUUUUACAAACAUUCGCAAGGAGCACAAGUUAAUUUAGCUCAUAAACCCAAACUGUCCUCAGAUCUGGAAAAAUAUGCAGAAGAAAUGUUCAAAGAAUCUUUAAAAACUAUAUAUAAUUCACACAAAUGGAACAAUGAUCCUCGAUCACCGUCUACGAACAUCAGUCACAUUGAUGAAUCAGAUAUUGCUAAGCUACGGAGCGAGUUACAUCGAAUAAAAAGUUCUUUGCGAGAGUCAAAAAAACCUAAAGAUGUACUGGAGGCUCAUCAAACGGAAAAUAAAGUUCGUACUAUAAAACCUGGACAUAAUCAUAGGAGACCAGAUUCGUCUGGCGAACACUCUCACAAACAUAAGCAACAUUCUCACGGAUCUCAUCACCACCAUCAUCCUCAUCAUCAUCAUCACAAGUCAAAACCUCAAAUAAAUUCUUUUUUGACGCCACCUAGAGUAAAUUCUUUUAUUUCAAAAAGUCCAUUCCAUGACAAGCCCCCGAAGAAAAGACCUUCUCAUGGACCUCGGCCAAAUUUUAACCAUGAAAAGUCUAGACCUCGACCAAGACAAGGAGUUGUAUUAGCGAAAUCCAAGGGACUUGAUGUGCAAGAGAGUUCUCUAGUGGAUUUCAGAUAUCCUGCUGAAUUAUUCCUAGACAAAUACCAAUACAAUAAACCUGAUUUCCAAACUUUGCAAAAUCAUAACUACCCCACAUUUACAACUCCAUUUUCAGAAAUAGAUCAAGUGAGAGCCUCUGAAGAGUUGAAGUCUUUUGGGAAAAAUUUGUACGAUGUUAAUCACCAGAGAACGCACAAUUUAAUGGGUCUUCUUAUGAAGAAUACUCAACUUCCUUCGGGAAUACGCAGUAAACAGUCGGAAGAUAGAGAUGCAGUGAAUCAAAUGUUUGGAGAAGAAAAUAGAAGAGUCCAGUCACAUGCUAACGGAGAUGUAACCCAAAAUUUUCAAAAAAAGUCUGACAGGCAAGCUCAAUCGAUUCCAUUGAGCAGGGUAAUAGAUAAAGGAGGUACUGCUACACAUUUAGAAAAGCUUUCGUUUUACUGCUUAGUCACAGAACUCCAAAUCAUCUUUGAAGAGACAUAA
Copidosoma floridanum is the source of this 3846-nucleotide messenger RNA. RefSeq lists its product as uncharacterized. Lineage: Eukaryota; Metazoa; Arthropoda; Insecta; Hymenoptera; Encyrtidae. The record is from RefSeq and is a predicted model, not a curated record.